CGUCCCAAGCCUUCGUUGCCAACUCCCGCACGCUACCCUCAUUCCCUUCGCCGCCACCAAACUCUGAUCGACGAUGGAACAACAACAUUUACUCUCCGUUUCCGAUGAAGUAUUCGUCAACGGCGGCAAAUCAUCACUCACGCUUUCUGUCGACGGGAUACUCCAGUGGUUGGAUGGAGGUUUAAUUCGCCGGUGCUUGUCUGUAGAGAAGGAAGUUCUUGGAUUCUCAAAAGUCGGACGCCUGAUCACAAUUAGGGCACUUGUUCAAACUGGCGCUGAUCGAUUUUGCUUCGGAAGUAGUGCCGAAGGAUGUUUGACGAGGAAGAGCUUCGUAUUUGAGGCGGUGACGGAGGAUUCGUUACGGAAUUUAUGCGAGAAGAUUCAAGGGUACAUCGAUUCGUUAGGUCGACCAAAAAAGCUCUUCAUAUUCGUUAAUCCGUUUGGUGGGAGGAAAUCUGCUUCCAAGAUGUUUACUAAUGAUAUAAAACCAAUACUUGAAGAUGCUAACAUCGAAUACACAUUGCAAGAAACAAGAUAUCAACUUCACGCGAAGGAAGUUUCUUGUUCGUUGGAUCUUACAAAGUAUGAUGGUAUAAUAUGUGUUAGCGGGGAUGGCAUAUUGGUUGAGGUUGUGAAUGGAUUGCUUGAAAGAAAAGACUGGGCAGUUGCACUCAAGAUGCCUCUUGGAGUCAUACCUGCAGGUACUGGGAAUGGCAUGAUAAAAUCCCUUUUAGAUUCAGUCAAUCAGCCAUGUACUCCAGCUCAUGCUACUCUUGCUGUAGUUAGAGGGCAUAAACGGUCUUUAGAUGUAGCUACAAUCUGGCAAGGAGAGACUGCCUUUUUUAGCGUCUUAAUGCUUGCAUGGGGACUUGUAUCAGAUAUCGACAUCGAGUCCGAGAAAUAUCGGUGGAUGGGAAGUGCUCGGAUAGAUUUCUAUGCUCUUAAACGAAUUCUAAGGCUGCGAAAAUAUAAUGGGAGUAUAUGUUUUGUACCUGGACCCGGGUUUGAAGAUGUGGGAGAGUCGAAUGAUUCGUGUGUUGAUUCUAUGGAACCUCUUAUUGUGCCACGUCAGCAUGGUUACCAAGGUCCUAAUAUUGAUUUAAAGAAUUUAAAUUGGAGAAAGAUUGAAGGCCCGUUUGUUUCUGUUUGGCUUCAUAAUGUUCCUUGGGGUGCUGAAAACACUAUGGCUGCCCCUGAUGCCAAGUUUGAAGAUGGCUAUUUGGACUUGAUUAUAGUGAGGCAAUGCCCAAAGUUGGCCUUGUUGUCCUUAAUGUCCGAAUUGAACAACGGGGGCCACGUGGAAUCACCCUAUGUUGUGUACAUCAAGGUGAAAGCGGUGAUAUUGGAGCCUGGGCCGAGAACGGAUGACUCGAUGAAAGAAGGGAUUAUAGAUUCGGAUGGGGAAGUGUUGGCGAGAGGGAAAGGAACUUAUAAAUGUAACUUAAAAUCAUUGAUGGCGUAUGAUAAGAUACAAGUUGUUGUGGACCAAGGUUUAGCCACUCUCUUUACACCUAUUUAAAUUUGUAAUAAACAAACUCUAUUUAUGUUUUCAAAAUGUAAAUAAUAGAAUACAAACUUGGU
Molecule: messenger RNA, 1581 nt
Organism: Lactuca virosa
Lineage: Eukaryota; Viridiplantae; Streptophyta; Magnoliopsida; Asterales; Asteraceae
Source: the annotation of a GenBank genome assembly